GCCCUUUGCAGCUAGUUGGUCACGUGCCUAGCAACGCCGAAUUGGAGAGCAAGCUUUUCUGCAAAACAAAUCGAAUGAGUCUCAUGAGCGUCCUGCGUGUGCAUAUCUGAAAGGCAGUUAUUUUGAAUUCAAGCGUGAAAUACCCUUCCAUCUCUCAAAAUCCAAUACGCUUAGCAUAUAAUUAUAGCAUUUAGCACAUCUUCGAAUCGGAAAAGUCAAUAUUCAGCUGGGAUCGCGGCAAAAAUAUCAGCGUCAAGUCGACCACGAGUUACAGACAUGGCCUCUCCUUCAGCUGAAGAGAGCCAAGAUCUUUCAAUAUUUCCCUCGCUGACCUUCGAUGAUGUCGGCCAAUAUGCAAAAAAAAUGUCUGGAUGCACUAGCACAGCGAAGGCAUACAAGUUUAUGGCAGAACCUGGAUAUCUACACGAGAUUAAAGUGAUACGGGCCAACGACGCGGUGAAAAUUGCAUCGAAAUGUUUUCGUUCGAUGAAGAAGAACGAGCCACCUCAUUCCUUGGAAGUUUCUUCAAGCAUGGCUAAUAAUUCUUUGUCUGGAAGGUGCUCUUGUGUGGCUGGAUCAGGAGGGUAUUGCCAUCAUGUUAUAGGGCUUCUCUAUUAUCUGGCUUUACUUAAACAACUGGGGCAUCGAACUCUGCCAGAUGAUCUAACAUGCACCAGCAUGAAGCAGCGCUGGAGUGUGCCUAGGGGGAAAAAAAUUGAAGCAAAGCAAAUUCAAAAUGUACUUGUGAAGAAGCCUCAGCUAGGCGCAUCCUUCAACAAAUACAUCAAAAGCAACCUGUACUCCCCAUCACCAAUAUAUGGAACAAUGACUAAAGAGCAUUUUAACAGUCUACAGCCAAAGCCUCUGUUUGUAACCAUUGUUCCUUCUGAGCAGGACCUGAGAUCUGUUUCAUUUGUCCCAAGCAAAUUUGGAAAUGUCCCCAAAGGGUGUUUGAUUUCUUAUCAACAAAAAAUGUCUGCAGACUAUUUAGUAAAUGAUUUUACCUGCACUGCAUUUCCAGAUUUACCACUUGAGAGUGCAAAUGAUAGAUUUCAAAAUAAUGUGUCUGUGUGCCUGGAGGCAAACCAGCAAGCCCUAUUUGACUCUCUUUCUGUCACAAGUGAGAUUUCUCUCAGGGUACAAGAAGAAACAAUUACUCAAAGUUUAAGCGAGACUUGGCGUCUUUUGCGAAAGAAGCGGAUAACAGCAAGCAAGUUUGGUACAGUUGCCCGGCGAGUUUCAAAUUUUGAAAACCUUGUAAGUCAGCUGAACCCGGCAAGAUUUGUUCAAACUCCAGCAAUGAAGAGGGGUGUAGAACUUGAACCCCAUGCAGCAACAGUCUAUGCUAAUGUAGCAAAAAAUGGCAGAGUGAAUUUAUUCCCAUCAGGAUUAAUUAUAAAUCCUAAAUGCCCAUGGUUAGGCUGCAGCCCUGACCGGAAAGUUUAUGAUUUGGAUGCCCUUGGUAGUGACCAGAACCCCUUUGGUUUACUGGAGGUUAAAGUUGUUAGGGAGGGGGCAACCUCAUUUGAUGAUGUGAGAUAUCUUACCAAGGAUAAUACUAACCAGUAUUCUUUAAAGAAGAGUGACAUUUAUUAUUACCAAGUCCAGUGCCAGUUGGGCCUCACUGGUCUAGACUGGUGCGAUUUUUUCAGUUACAUGAAUGAUGACAUGUUUGUCUGCACAAGAAUCCUUUUUGAUCCCAUUUUUUUCCAAGGGGCUAAAGAUAAGGUGGACAUUUUUUUUUUCAAUUACUAUCUAAGCUGAUUUGCCUCUAGUCUUUGCUUACUCUCAAGACUGUAUUUGUUAUGAAAAGAUUUAGCUUCAAUAUUCUUUUAACCCAUUCUAUAUUUGCUCUAAUUUGUGUACAACUAUAUUAGAUUUAAAAACUUUUCUAAAAUUGGUGCCAACCAGAUAAUGUCAGGAUGAGGGAUGAGGUGAUGUUGACCCAUGGAAUGCAUGGAGCAUUUUUUUGCAGAAACAGAAAUGUGACCUAACUUUCUUGUUAGUAUUUUUUAGCUCUUUUAGCCAAGGUUUUGUUAUUUACUUGCAUCAUCAUACUCAAAUUCAAGAAUUAAAUAUAUGUGGUAAUCCCCCAAUUAACCAAACUUAAAAGAAAAACACCAAAAAUGUCCAAUAUUAUGUUUAAAGAGCAAUUGAUUCAGAAAUACUAUAUCCAGUAACAGUUGACACCUUAUAAUAACAAUUAAAAUUUACCAAGACUCA
Stylophora pistillata is the source of this 2223-nucleotide messenger RNA. RefSeq lists its product as uncharacterized. The record is from RefSeq and is a predicted model, not a curated record. Gene Ontology annotation, molecular function: zinc ion binding. NCBI's taxonomy places the organism in Eukaryota, Metazoa, Cnidaria, Anthozoa, Scleractinia, Pocilloporidae.